CUUGCGUCUUCAACUCAACACCGAGUGUUUAUAACCGUUCUUUUUUGAUCGAAAAAAUGUUCUAUUUUCUGUAAUUUUUACGAUUAGUACCAACUUUUAAAGAAUCCAUUAACUUAUUAUUCGAACGAUCAUGUUGUUUUAAGAAUUCUGUAUGUGUUAAAUUUCCCAUAUUUCAUAAAUUUCUGGUUUGUCGCGUAUAAUGCGCAUUGUUGUCGCCAACGUGAAAACAACUUGAGCAGAAUCCAUCAUGCUGGAAACGGUCUUACUAGAGGAAGAAUAUUCCCUCAUUCCAGAGGGUAUCAGAUCGAAAAUAGAUAAAAUCCUUUCCGAAACCUCUGAACGGUAUCUGAAUGUUACAGCCCUACACGAAACCUUUAAACGGGACCAAGAUGAGGCGGUUGGAGAUUUGCAAACCAAGUUAAAGCAGGAGAUUGAAAGGCGCGAAAGCAUUCAAUUGGAAUUCGAAAAAACAUCUCAGAAAUUGAACGAAUUCGAUGCAAAAGUCGACUCGCUUCAGAAACAGUCUGCACAGUUGAAAAAUGAUCUCAUCUACCAUGAAAACGAAGCCAGAACUUACCGUAUUCAAAGAGACGAUAUUGCCGAUGAAAAGUCCUCUUUGCAAGCUAUUCUCAACCGGCGCAGCAAUGAAUUGGAAAAUUUGAAAUCCGAUUAUGACUCCAUCAAUGAGAAAUAUAAACUGGCGGUUCAAGAGAAAAUCGAAGCUUUGACUCAGCUUGACGAAAUUCAAGCAAAGAAAAUUGAACUCGAUUUCAAAGAAAAACGAUUAGAACAGGAAAAGAAUUUGAUUAAUGAACAAAUCAACUUGUUAUCCAGCGACGUUACGAAGCAUCAUGCUGAAAUGAGCAAUGUAAAACGGGAACAUAGCACUCAGUUGAUUUCUUUACAAGCGGAAGUCCAACAGAAAAAUGAAGAAAUCCGUGUUCUUUUGGAAAACGAGCAAAAUUAUAAAAGGACGAUCGAAACUUUGAAUGAUAAGAUAGAAGAACUGAAUAAUCGUCUUACCGGUCAAUCCGAAGUUGAAAACGAAUUACGUAACAAGUAUGUGGCUGAAAUUGAAAGUCGAACGAAGCUCGCCGAAGUUUACAAAGAAAUGAGUGAAGAAUCUGGUAAGAAAUGCGAAGAAUUAGCUUCAACGGCGAAAGAUUUGCAGAAACUUCUCAGUGAAGCGGCUGUUCAAUACGAAGAUUUAGAAAAACGAUACACUAUUAACGAAACCACCUAUAAAGAGCAUCUUCAAAAGAAGAAUGACACUAUAGCCGCUCUAAAGAAAGAACUGGCUGACGCGAAUAACUUGAUAGAUACCUUGAAACAAGGUCAUCUGAACGAUACUUUGGAAAACUUAUCCCCGCAUGCUGCUGCUGCCUACAAUAUUAUGCGAAAAGGACUUACUCUUACGCAGAUUUACUCUGAAUAUGCCAGUGUUUCUGAGCAACUGCUUAUCAAGACACAUGAUAAUGAGCAACUUCAAAAUACCUUCAAAGCUUUUAUCGAAGAAUUGGAAGGUAAAGCCCAUAUUAUUAGAAAACGAAACGAAGAUUACGCUGAAGCCAUGGCAACUAUUGAGAAAAUUUCGCAAUCGUAUGGCCAGUUAGAAUUAGACUACGACGUUAUGAAAGAAAAACUCUCAGACUCCGAAAGAAAUACUGCUCGAUUAACGCGAGAAAAUGAGAGACUUCACAAGACAAUUUCAGAUCUAAGCAGACAGGUUUGUUUCUUAUUGAAAGAAGUGGAAGAAUCUAGGGGUGGCGAAAUUUUAAUCCGGCAGGUUGGCGAUUCGUCUGAUUACCUCAACUCCUCUGAUAUUAUAAGUAAAAAAUUAGUAACUUUCCACGAUAUACAAGAAUUGCAACAGAACAACCAAAAGCUAUUGGCUACUAUUCGAGAUCUUUCAGAAGAAUUUGAAAAUGCUGAAAUUAAGUUGAAAGCUUACAACAAAGAGGAAUUGGAGACUACUGUGUCAAGCUUGCAGAAUUCUAUAAGCGAGAAAAACGAAGCAUUUGAAAGGCAAGAAAAAAUCAUACAAAUGUUGAAAAAUCAACUGAAAAUGUACAAAUUAUUAGGUGCCGAUAAAGCGGCUGGAGAUCGAAGCUUCAAUGAAAACGCCAUAAUGGAUGUUCCGAUGAUCGAGAGUGAUACCAGAAAAGUAGCAUCAAUUCAAACAAGUGGUUCUGAAAUAGAAAGUGCGCAUUGCGCUGAGUUGCAGAAAGAACUGGCUGCCAAAAAAAGAGAGAUCGCAAACUUGAAAGCCAAACUUGACACCUGCACCAGAGAGCAUUCGAUAAAUGAAAAAAUGAUGAUGGAAAAUCUCGAAAAAGCUGAAAAAAGCUUCCAAAAAUUAUCUCAUGAUUACAAAGCCCUAAUUUCGCGAGCCGAAAAUAACGAAGAAAAAUGCAAAUGUUUCAAAUUAACUAUUGGAUCUCUCAAAGCAGAAAUUACUGCUUUGGAAAACAAAUGCAAAACGUACUCGCAAACCAUCGGAAAACACGAACAAACUAUCACUGUUCUUAGAGACGAAGCCAUGAACGCGAUGAGCGAAUUAUCUCGAAGUCAAGUCCUGCUCGAGAAUUCUAAACGAGAAUGCGCCAUGUUAAGAGAAUCCGAAGCUAGAUUAAUCGCUGAAAGAGAUGUACUCAGACAAGACAAACAGAACCAUGCUUAUUUGCUCUCCAACAUUGAAUCCAUCAAAACCAGUAUUGAAAGAUCCGAAUCCGAAUGGAAAAUGAAAAUCGAACAGAAAUGGAAUGCUGCGGAGCAGGAGUGUAGUGCAUUAAGGAGACGCUUGCAGGACGAGCAAGACCGGUACAAUGAAAAAAUUGCCUUCUUAGAACAGAUUGUGGAAUCAUCUAAAAGCCGUUUAGAUGAAGAGAAGAAAUCGAGUACUGAUCUUUCUAAUAUGAUAGAUUCAUUGAAAGCAGACUUGGAAGAAAAAACUAAAACUAUCGACGAAUUAAAAAGUAAAUUGAGAACAUCGUCCUCGGAAAAUUUCGCUGAAAAAGAAUUACGAAUGAAAAAUCUACAAAAUAAGUAUGAAAUGGCAUUAAAAGAUAUCGAGCAUUACAAAGGAUUAUUGGAAGCAGCUAAAAAAGAUUCUCAAGAGAUUUCUAAAUUAUCUGGCGAUUUUGAAAGUAUGCUUGUUUCGGAACGUGAAGUGUACUUGCAGAGCAAAAAAGACAUGGAAGCGAAGAUCUGUGAAUUGGCUGGCGAAGUAGCAGGAUUACAAAAACAAAACGCUGUGCUUCAAAAACGUGUCAGUGAAUUAUCAAAUCUAAAUCAAACAUCGAUGAUUAAUCUAAAUGAUGAAUUGAUGGAAGAAAAACGCAAAUAUUUGUCGAUGUCUGAAAAUGUCAAUGCUUUGAAGCAACAAUUGGCACAUGCUCAAACUGAAAUGAAAGCUGCACUUGAUGCGAAACUCACCGCCGAAAAGAAAUAUACCGAUGAGAUGUUACAACACACCGAAGAUAUUAAAGAACUCAAAAAACAGAUCGAAGUAGUGGUUUCGUUGCAGAACAGAAUAGAUCAGUUGACUAUCGAAAGAGACGCGGCUAUUUUAAGAGCGGAAUCUAAUAUGAGUAAUUGGCAUGAACAAGAAAACCGAAUACGUGAUGAAAUGCAUUCGCAAAAUCAACGUUUGAAAGAUUUAGUUUCACAAAAUGAGCUGCUUUUGAACCAGAUUCAAGAAUUGAGUUUGAAAUUAUCGAUCAGACAAAGCCAGGACCCAGCGAAGGAUGACAAGAAUGCAUCAACUUCUUCCGAAGGCGGCGAUCGAAACGCUGACAAUCUAUUACAAGUUAUCAGUUACUUGAGACGUGAAAAGAACCUCGCCACUUCUCAAUUGGAAACUUUAUUAUCUGAAAACAGAAGAUUGAAGUCUGAAACCGACCUAAUUAAACGUCAGUUGGAUGAAACUCGCGCUUUACUCGAAUCUGAGCAACAAAAAAGUGAUAUUUCUUCGACAACCGCUGCCAAACAUGCCGAAUUAAUCAAUAAGGUUCAAACGCUCAACGCUCUGAGUGAUAGUAAUCGCGUUUUACGUGAAGAAAGAGACAGAUAUGCUGCUGAAUUGAGUGACAUCAAAGAGAAAUUCGAGCAGGUAGAAAGCCAGACUUUGAUACCGUUGAGAAAUGAAAACAAGCAAAUCACAAUGCAGUUGGAAUUAUUGCAAACGGAGAAUAUCGGUUUGCAAAAGGAAUGCAACAGAUGGAGAACUCGUGUUACGGAAAUGACUGAAAAAAUCAACAAGAAUAAUUCGGAGGAUUUGCAAAAAUCGCUUACAUUAGAAAGAGACGCGCAUAAUAAGACGUUGGACGAUUUGCGUUCCGUCAAACAAGAGAAAUCCAAACUCGAAGAUCAGCUGAAGAAAUUGCAAAGCCUUCAUUCUCGCGUUGCAGCCAUUGAAAAAGAAAGGGCUGACUUGAUUAGAGAACGUAACGAUUUACAAAAAGAAUUAAACGAAGAAAAAACUAAAAAUGCCAAAGUCACUCAAGAUUUCGAAGAAUUGCAAAAGACUUUAGGCACUCACGAAACUAUGAUUAAUGAUAUGAAACAAAGUAUUUCUCAAAUAAGAUCAAUCGCUAAAAGAUACAAAAAUCAAUCUCAAGAAUUAUUGAAACAAAAUGAAGAACUUAAAAGCAAACUAGCAGAACAAUCUGCUGCUGCUGCUGCUGAACCGGCUCCUGUAGUUCCUGCUGAAAUUCCUCCUCAAGAACAAGAUCGCUUGAGACAAGAAGGUAGACAGCAAUUGGAAGCUGAGAUGGGAAAUCGUAUUAGAGAACUGAACGAACAAAUAACUGCCAAACAAGAAGAAAUUGAUCGUUUGUUAACGGAAAAUAAAGCUUUGCAAGACACCGUUGUGGAGAAAGAAGUCAGAGCUACGGAUAUACUGAAAACCGCUCGAAAUCGUAUUCAGAAUUUGGCCAAAGAGGCGAAAAAACAUCAAACUGAUGCUGAAUCGUAUAAACAACAAAUGCAGCAUAUUGAAACCGCUACCAGAGAGGAAGGAAUCGCUCGUCAAAAUGUGAUUAAAUCAACGUACGAAAAUCGUAUUUCUAAAUUAGAAAAAGAAAAAACUGAAGCUCAAACGGAACGAGAUCGUUUAGCUCGUGAGGUUGAAAUACUCUCGCAAAGAAUUGCGGCGUUACAAAGACAGUUGCUUACGCAACAGGGAGUCAAGUCUGCUGUGAAUAGCGGCCAAGAAAAAAGCAAUAUCGAACCACCAACUGCUAAUAUUAAACCUAUGGCUGGACCUUCGUCCUCCGUUGCUAAGUCACAACAGAACCAACAAUCUGUAGCUGUUACCCCGUGGAGAUCGGCUAACGAAACUCCAUUCGCUAGCAUUAGACCUAUGUCAAUGCAAACGAGAACAGCAGCUGUAUUGCCAACUAGUCAGACUUCUUGUAGUAGCGCCACUCAAAGUACGGUUCUCGUACCGCCUCAACAACAACUUGUGGAUACGAGUUCGAAUGCGCCCAGUAUUGCUGAAGCAUUUUCGUCUUCUCCUUCGUCAUCGUCUCAUACCGAUUAUAACAUGCCUUCAACCAGCUCUUCCGUUAGCCACACUUCAGCCAGGCAAGUCGUGGUUACUCCAACUCAGCAAGCAUCACAUUCAGCUGAAUCAACUCAAGAUAUGGAAGCCGAAUGCGGUAACCAAGAAUUACCAUCCCAAGCUGCACUCUCGAGCCAGCAGCAACCAUCGCAAAUGUCUCAAAAUCAAGGAGCAGGCAUUUCGACUCUGUCAAUCAUCGCUACCCCGUCUGUAUCGCAAUCUCAAGCACCUACGGUGGCUUUAGUACUUCCCAGAAUCGAUUUACAAAACCUACCUACCGGCGGACCGUCGCAUUUGUCCAAUGUACCGGAACAAUCGAUGGUAGCUAGUAGCCAAACAACCCCAGCUUCUUUGGUAUCCGCGUCUAAUCAAACCGAUUCUUCGAAUACGCCUAAAAGAACCGAAACGUAUUAUCAACAAGACGGCGAAGACUCGAAUCCUGGUCAGGUAUCGGCCAGUAAUCAGCUCAGUCAGCAGCAACCGGUCGUCGCCAGCAGUAUCGAGACUGCGCCCGAACAGUCGAUUGUCAGUGCUAGUAACCAACAAUCUGGCGAGAAAACUGUAUCCGAACCUUCGGUGGCGAGCAGCAAUGCGAAUAGUAGUAAUACUGUGACUACGACUCAAGCUGGUCUGAAGCGUUCCAGGGAGACGGAAGGCGAGAGCUCGAGAAGCUCUGGUAGCACGGAAGUUAAUUCUGUGCAACCGCAGGCGAAACGUACUCGUCGCAUGGAAACCGUUCACGAAGAUAUAUUCCGAAGCGAUGUCGACGAAUCGAGUAACGCGGAUGUGCUAUUAAGGUAUGGCGGGAUCGAUGUGGAAUAUCAGGUUCCAACAUCGUCGCAACGUGAUCAAGAAUUUGAUAAUCUAGUCAUCGAUUCCGAAGGUGAAGAUGAGUUGGAGGAGGAUGAGCAAGUGCCCGACGAUGGUAUAAUUGAUGAGAACGAUGACGUACCCGAGGAUGUCGAAGAUGAAGAAGAAUUCGAAAGCGAAGAAGCGUAUGAAAUGGAAGGCUAUGACAGAGAAGAACAGGAUGCUUCGGUGAAUCGUUAUCCUGCUUUGGGUCCCGAUAUCGACGAAGUUCAAGUACACGAUCAAGAUAACGAAGUUGAAAUUAUUGACGAAGAGAGUAACGAAGUACCAAAUCAAUCCGGUCGUAGCGACGGUAUCGCUAUAAUCUCAGCUAGACGUGGAAUAGAGCAACAAAGUUCCGAAGCUACGAGUAGUGGAAACAAUAUGAGAGCACAAUCGGCUAGUAUUACGAGUAAUCAAUCACCCAUUCCAUUGCAGUUUGGUCGCCGAUCAUCGACUAUUUCUCCUUUGAAUAGACAACCUAAUCAACAGCUGUUAUUGUCGCAGGGAUUCGAAGAUAACGCUGGAGAUGAUAGCAUUGUACCAAGUACACCGACUCUGUGUGUGCCUCGCAGAACUGACGGAUUCGGCGAAGCGGUUAGUUCGCCUCAUGUACCAUCUAGUGGUAGAUUCACGUUUUCGGAAUCGCAGCCACCGGUUGGUCGAGCAGGUGUCGCUUUAAUGGUCUCAGAGGGUAUUGACGAUACAAGAAUGGAUCUGAGUCAGCUCGAAGAUAAUGCCGGCACUGGCAGAAGUGUUCCUUCGACUCCAUUGCAAUCGUCUCCUCAAGAAGUUGAUCGUAUUGAAGUAGGUCAAAGUGUCGAAGAUAAUCAACCACUCAAUGAAGAGCUUUCCUGUAAUACAAAUAACCAACAACAACCGCCGCCUGAAGAUAUUCUCCUUGACAAUGUUGCCUAUCACGGCGAACCUGCCGAUAAUGGUAAUGACUUGAGAAAGCUCGAAGCAGCUAACGAUUCUGAGAAUUUAGUCGACGAACCUACGGAUCAAGGUGUAACAUCAGACAGCGGUCCACCAGAUCAACAAGUUGCUGGCACAUCUCAAAAUGUCCCAGACGAUGUUGAAGAAGGCAGAGAAGCUGAGGCAGCAAGAAGUCACGAUAUUCAACAGAUUCCGCAACAAAUUCUCACCACGGGGGGUACCGCCAGACGUGGUGCAACUCGUGUAGGAAGAAGUAGAGCCCGUGGAGCACAGUCUUGGGAGAAUGCUACCAUCUCCAACACCCAAGAACAAAGCGCCAGUAGAGGAACGCAAGCACGUGGCCGAGGUGGUAAUAAUCCAAGAGCUUAUCGCAGAGGUAAUCGAAGACAACGUUCGUGGACUCCGUUUGGCAGGUAUUAAUUUAUAUGUUCCGUCGGCAAGUUUUACGUGUAAUUUGAUUUUAUUAUUUUUUUCAAUAAUGUAAGUAUUUGUAGCGAUUAUUAUUAUUAUUUUUAUUAAUUUGUUGAAUGAUUUUGUGCUGAUUUUUUUUUCGAUUAAGAAUUAGGUAAGAAUGAAAUACACAAAUACAACGAAUACGUUUA
Molecule: messenger RNA, 7953 nt
Organism: Planococcus citri (citrus mealybug)
Lineage: Eukaryota; Metazoa; Arthropoda; Insecta; Hemiptera; Pseudococcidae
Product: nucleoprotein TPR-like
Exons: 39
Coding region: 248-7771 (2507 amino acids)
Biological process (GO): regulation of mitotic spindle assembly; protein import into nucleus; mRNA export from nucleus
Cellular component (GO): nuclear pore
Molecular function (GO): structural constituent of nuclear pore
Source: RefSeq, a predicted model, not a curated record